AUGGCUCGCAAGAACAAGAGCCAUGGCUCCAACUGGAAGAGCCAGGCGGCGGCGGCCGCCAUUGUGGAUUCCCAGUCCUCAUCCCCUGUACCUCCGGUGGCCUCGCAGCUCUCUGAUACAGACGUUAUCACCACUUCUCGUUUUCUCUUCCCUCUCCCAAGGAAUCCAACACAGACCCGAGAAAUCCCACCGCAGCGUGCAACCGCCGUCCCCUUCCACAUGUCAGAUCUGACUGCUGUGAGAGUCGUCGGCAACGCCACCGAGUUGGCGUGUCGGGCGCCGGUCUUCCCCAGGAACACGGUUCCUGCGCAGCCACAGCUCGGGAGGAGCAGGAGCUCCAACAGCGAUCUCCCUCGAGGAAGCGAAGACAUCUUCAGGAACGUGUCGGCCACCGUUGGCGAUGUUGUUUCGGAGAUCAUGAUCAUGAUGGAUCAAUCGGGACUGGACGGCACGUCGUGGUUGAAGGAGAACAUGGAUGGCGUACACUCCUGCUACCUCAAGAUGAUGGCGAGGGAGAGGUUGCGUCAGGCGGGCGAUAGGGUAGUGGACGAGCCAGACGCCGUGGAUCCCAUCAAAGGGGUCUACGGCAUGGCUUCGAGGUGGCUGGAAGAGAAGCUUAAGCUGGAGCAAAGCGUUAAAGGGGGCGGCGGACAAGGUAAAGCAGGUCGCUGAGUGUGGUAUUUAUCGCCUCUGGAGCGUUACUGCUUGCUUCUGAUCUGGAUAAGAAGAGGCACAUUUUUACUAGCUAAAUAAAAGGCAUUAAAAGAAGAGAAAUCUAUUUCUAGGGUAUGAAGAAUCCGGAAUCAAAAACCAGGCUUGAGCUAACGAGCCGAGCUCUUUCUGAUGAGCUCUGA
Messenger RNA from Musa acuminata AAA Group (dessert banana), 854 nucleotides. RefSeq lists its product as uncharacterized. NCBI's taxonomy places the organism in Eukaryota, Viridiplantae, Streptophyta, Magnoliopsida, Zingiberales, Musaceae. Bases 1 to 672 code for a protein of 223 amino acids. The transcript has 2 exons. The record is from RefSeq and is a predicted model, not a curated record.